Gaeumannomyces tritici R3-111a-1 is the source of this 300-nucleotide messenger RNA. RefSeq lists its product as hypothetical. The transcript is spliced from 2 exons. The coding region runs from base 1 to 300 and encodes 99 amino acids. NCBI's taxonomy places the organism in Eukaryota, Fungi, Ascomycota, Sordariomycetes, Magnaporthales, Magnaporthaceae. The record is from RefSeq and is a predicted model, not a curated record.
AUGUUCGUCGCUGAGCGCACAGCGGGGCAAAUUCCUGCGCCGGGGCCAAUUGCACACGCGCUCUCCCGCCACUUGCACCCCUGCGUUUAUGCGAGUGUCGCCAAGCCGCCGACAUGCAAUGAGAGAGGUCGUUCCGAUACAUGGAUUUAUGCACCCGCAUCACAGGAUUUUGGGACAGCUUGGGCGUGCACGGGACGCAGCCUUCCCCCGGCACUCUGGGACCAAUUUCCGCCCUACAUUAAGGCUUCCAGCAAAAAUGUUCCGCCUCCUAACAGUAUCGCUAGUGAGGCCAUUAUCUAG